Patiria miniata (bat star) is the source of this 1809-nucleotide messenger RNA. Its product is annotated as sulfotransferase 1A3-like. The record is from RefSeq and is a predicted model, not a curated record. The transcript is spliced from 6 exons. Gene Ontology annotation, biological process: sulfation. Gene Ontology annotation, molecular function: sulfotransferase activity. Gene Ontology annotation, cellular component: cytoplasm. Bases 522 to 1469 code for a protein of 315 amino acids. NCBI's taxonomy places the organism in Eukaryota, Metazoa, Echinodermata, Asteroidea, Valvatida, Asterinidae.
UUCCCGGCAGGGUUAUGAUGCCGUUGACAACAUUAAUUGUGUGAAACCCACCGUACGCUUACUAGUGCUCAGGAUACAAAAAAGGUUCACAUAAGAGAUCAAAUGGGUUAUCCGGUCCACUAUCCCGGGUAGAGUUCAGCUGGCAUAAAGUUCAUGAACACAAAACAAAGCCAGACACGCACUGGGGUCGAGUGUGUUUUUUCAUCAAGGCCAAGAUCGAGGUCUCGCAUCAAUGGUGCAGAAUUAACGAAAUUCUGCUUACUCAUAGUAGGUCAAAGGUAGCUUCACGGGAAGAUCACAUCGAUAAAGACAGACAAUAAGUGAACCCUGCCGGCUUUGGCAUCUAAAAAUAGUGCACAAAAAGUGUUAAAUAGCCAAAGCACUCUAUGCAAGUCACGGUGCAUACGACACUUGGUGGAGAUUCUGUUUAACAUAGCCCCGUGCCAUUGCGAGUAGUACUUUUAAUGGGAAAGGAUAAGUAACUUCACCAGUGACCAGUUGCGCCAGCAUUCAUUGCCAACAUGGGCCAGGCUGUGUCGUCAGAGGAAAUUGAGCGCUACUCCUCCAAGUUGAAGCCGGUGGAUUUCAGAACAUGGGAGGUGUACGACUACGAGGGAGUUUCUCUCUGUCUGGAUAAUCUCCCAAGCACCCUACAAGACCUGAAGACAUUGGAGAUCCGUCAAGAUGACGUCUUUGUCGUUACGUACUCCAAAGCAGGGACAACCUGGACGCAGGAGAUGCUGUCUUGUAUACUCCACGAUGGAGACUUGGAGACGGUCAACAAGAUGCACACAAUGAGAAGAGUUCCUUUCUUGGAAAUGAACUUCGGUGGCACAGUGCACAGUGAUUGUCCUCGACCUCACAAGAUCAUUGGUAAUAUGCCGAGGAGUUCUCCCCGCCUCAUCAAGUCGCACCUGCCGGGUCAACUCCUGCCUCCUCGGGUCUGGGAGAAGAAAGUCAAGAUUGUCUACGUCAUCAGGAACCCCAAGGAUUUAGCUACGUCUUACUUUCAUCACAUGCAACUGACAAAUCCCCAUCUUGACAUUCAGUGGGAUGAUUUCUUCGAGAAGUUCAAUAGUGGAAAGAUCGCCUAUGGAAAGUGGUGGGAUCAUUUUCUUUACUUCUGGGAAAGGAGAAACGAAGACCACAUUUGUUUUCUACGAUUUGAAGACAUAAAAAAGGAUCCGCGUGGUACGGUGAAAAAGCUCAGCGAGUUUCUGGGCAAAUCGUUCCCUGAUGACGUCAUCGAUGCCAUCACCGCCCAUUGCAGCUUCGCUAACAUGAAGAAGAACCCCAUGACCAACCCUGAUUCCUUGCUGGAGAUGGUGAUGGGGAAACAAGAAGGAAGAUCCUUCAUGCGCAAAGGUGUAGUUGGUGACUCCAAGACCCACCUGUCUGAAUCCCAGGCGGCAGCAAUAGACGCUGUGUGUAAAGAGAAGCUGGCACCAGCCGGUCUCACUUUUGACUAAUCUAAAAAAAAAAAUGAGACAAUUGAACCAAAUGGAGUGUGGUCUUUUUUAAGAAUCUUUGUUUUUAUAUGAACCGUUAAAAUGUAAAGCCGCGGAGUUUAGCUUUUAGGUUUGGCGUCUUUACAUCCUUUAGCUAUUGGAAUAGAUCAUGAAGCCAGUCUCUAUACCUUUGCAUUGAAAUCCCCUUUUUAUCAAAAAAAAUACACAAAAAUGUUGUUUCUAAAUAUUUUUAUAAGUAAACUUAGUCGAACAUUGAUGAAUGGAACUAAAUUGGUUAGACUAAUUAAAGAAGAAUUGGGCAUAGAGAAAAAAGACAACACAUUGUAGGAAAACUCCUAAG